UAACAAUGUCACUCUUCUUUAAGAUUUCGGCUAGCCAACAACUUACUCUACAAUGACGAACACCGCCACACUCCCCACCAAAUCCGAAUUUGAGCACAAUGAAUUGGACAGUGAGUUCGACAACUUUUGGCGAAAGGUUAGCUGCUAUGCGGCCAACCACUUUCCCUUCGAGGAGCGUUGCGAUUUCGUUCGCAAGUCCGUGGACUGCAACUUGACCACAAAUGUGCUGCCCUACAUGAGACUCCUGGCAUGCGAGCUAAAGUGUGUCAAUCAGUUCCAGCAAACGGUGUUCAUCACCAUGUUCGUGGCGCUUUGUUUCCAGACACUGGUUUUACUGAUCUACACGAUCAAUGUAUACUAUAGUCCUGCACUGAAGGCCGUGUCGCGGUUCCUGCAUAUGAACGAGCACUUGGCGGGAGUCACCCUACUGGCAUUCGGAAACAGUUCCGCCGACUUGUUCUCCAAUUUGGCCAGCGUUCAGGAAAAUGUGCCUGUGUUCGCCAACAGCUUGUCAUCGGCCCUGUUUGUGAGCAUGGUUUGCGGGGGCUUGAUAUGCUACAUUUCUCCCUUCAAGAUGAAUUCCUACGAGACACUUCGGGACAUCCUAUUCCUUAUUUUGGGCAUUUUCUUGAUGGAUUACUUCGUACACAUGAAGACCCUCAAGAGCGAAGUUAAAUUUUUUAUUGUGUUUAUGGUCUAUGUCAUCUACAUAUUAGUGAACGUGGCAGAUCUUUAUUUAUUGCGCAGGACUUUAGACUCAAUGGCUAAACAAAUCGAUGACCUCCUGAAUCAAGAACAAACUCCAGAAAACCUAAUGAAGCUUCGGCACCUCGAGAAGAAGCACGAGUAUUAUUCGCAAGACAGGAAAGUAGAGAUUUAUGAGAAGGGCAGUAGGGUGUCGAUCACCAGAAUCCGGUACACCACGAAGCGAAUGGUGCGAGCCAUUCCUGUGAGCGUCAACCGAAGCCUAACCAGAUCCUUAAGGCACGACGUGACUCAGCCAAGGAACAGGGGAUUGUUAAGGGACUUGCUCCUGGGAAUAAGGCCCAUCAGGUGCAACGAUUGGCGGAAGGCCGACCUUCUUAAUCGGGUCCUACUGUUGAUCAGGGCUCCAGCUGUGCUCCUCUGCGCCCUCUACAUUCCGUUGGUGGAUUACGAAAUGGAGAAACACGGCUGGAACAAGCUGCUGAACUGCAUUAACGUAAUGGUGAAUCCUGCCUUGUCCAUAUCGUUUUUAAUGGCCUUUAUGUAUAGCAAGGGAAACACUUUAUGGUACGCUGUCAUUAAAGACCAACUCAUUUAUGGGUCUUAUUCUCUUGUGAUCACCGUGCCGUUUGCCAUAUUCAUCUUGAUCCAAUCUCGGACAGACUUGCCACCAGCUUAUCACGGGAUUUUCACGGCAAUGAAUCUGACUGGCUCCAUGUUCAUAAUCUUUAUCUGCGCCACGGAAAUCGAUGAAAUAUUGGAAGUAAUUGCCAAUUUGAUGGCCAUAGAUGACGACUUCAUGGGAGCCACGGUGAAGGCUUUUACGGGGAACCUGGGAACGCUUUUCACCAACACCGCGGUAGCCGCGCACGGCUAUCCAAGGAUGGCAUAUGCAUCCUCCAUUGGCGGACCUCUGUUCACUAUCGUUGUAACUGCGAACACUGUGAUCUACGUCAAAAACCUCGUAGGCCCCGAAACCACCGAUCGAGACCAUAUGCAGGAAUAUGGUCAUUUCGCUUUGGUUUUUCUCAGCAUUGGUCUUUUUAGCAUUUUGCUCUGGUCCACAACAUUGGGAUUUUUUGCCCGUCGCUCCGUGGGUAUAUAUUCGAUGGUUAUUUACAUCAUCUAUUUGAUAUUCGCAACGUUAGUGCAAAGAAAAGUCAUACAUUCGUUUACUCCCGACAAACAAGUUUCAGCUGCAUUUGGCGAUGUUUAA
Molecule: messenger RNA, 1921 nt
Organism: Drosophila rhopaloa
Lineage: Eukaryota; Metazoa; Arthropoda; Insecta; Diptera; Drosophilidae
Product: mitochondrial sodium/calcium exchanger protein
Exons: 7
Coding region: 53-1921 (622 amino acids)
Biological process (GO): transmembrane transport; intracellular calcium ion homeostasis; monoatomic cation transport
Cellular component (GO): membrane
Molecular function (GO): calcium:sodium antiporter activity
Source: RefSeq, a predicted model, not a curated record